This is a messenger RNA of Drosophila elegans, 2352 nucleotides long. It is a transcript of the gene pkaap, whose product is annotated as A-kinase anchor protein 10, mitochondrial. NCBI's taxonomy places the organism in Eukaryota, Metazoa, Arthropoda, Insecta, Diptera, Drosophilidae. The record is from RefSeq and is a predicted model, not a curated record. Gene Ontology annotation, molecular function: protein kinase A binding. Gene Ontology annotation, cellular component: plasma membrane. The transcript is spliced from 4 exons. Gene Ontology annotation, biological process: intracellular protein localization. Bases 94 to 1917 code for a protein of 607 amino acids.
GCAACACUGUUUCAAAAUAUUUACCGUCGCAUUAAAUUAAUAGCAACAACUAAUAUUAUUAAUUAUUAUUAUUACGCCGGAGAAAAUGUAAAGAUGUUAAAUUACUUAAAGAGGCAAGCAAGCCGACGUCUCAGCAGCCAAGAUGCCACGGAUGCCAACUGUGCCCAAGCCAGCGAUGAUGUGGACACCAUCGAUGGAGCACACAAACGUCAUUCUCUGCGAUCCACAACAAGUUUUUGCGACGAAGUAUUCCUUGAGGCGUCGGAAGAGGGCGGUGGGGGUGGCGUGGGAUUCGGAGAAGUUGCCACUGGUAUCUCCUCCGAUGGAAUCAGCCUCUCUAGCAAUAGCAACGAUGACAUUUUCACCUACAGUUCGCGCCUCUCAAUGAACCUGGCUUCGAUCGUCAGCGAGCCCAACUGCCUGAGCUUUUUUGUGCAGUAUCUGGACACCCGACAAGGCCUGCCUCUGAUUAAAUUCUAUCUGGACAUUGAGAACUUCAAGCGGGCGGCACGCACGCAGGAGAAAGAGGAGCCAGAGGAACCUCCCACAAUGACGGAACAAUCUUCUCCGAACAAAGAUGACAACUAUGUACCUGAACUGAAGACGCUAUGCGAUCUGUCCAUGCGAAAACCCCUCACGGACGACGAAAAGAGCCGGAUUUAUGCGGAGACCAACAAACAGAUCAACAGGCAGAAGACCGGGACGGAAUGUGUCCCAAAUUCCGAACUUUCCCGGGCCAGCAUUAGCGACGCCAUUGCCAUCUAUCAGAAAUAUCUGAUAGUCAAUGCCAGCCUGCAAGUGGAUCUGCCCAUCGUCAUACUAGCGCACAUAUCGCUGCUCCUGUGUGGAAGGGACAAAUCUGAAUGUAGUAAGCCAAUCCCAGCCAGCUGCUUUGAUGAGGCCAGGGAGUUUGUGCUGGAGCAACUGGAACGGGAUCAUUUGCAGGGAUUUCUGCAGAGUGGCUACUAUUCCACCUACUGCUUGGAGUUGGUCGAAGGCGGUUCCAUUAACAUCUACGAUGUCCUGAACAGCGAACUGGCGUUAUUUUACUUUACCGAGUACCUGGAACAGCGGCAAGAGCGUGAAUGUCUGGAGUUCUGGAUCACGGGCAUUAACUUUCGAAAAAGCUUUGCUUCUGGCGAAGAAAAAGAGGAGGAUUGCAAGGCUGCCCAAAGCGAUGCCAUGAUCAUAUACGACAGAUACUUCUCGCUGCAAUCCGAUUGUCGUCUCUGGAUGUCCCAGAAGCUGCGCUCAAGGGUGGAACAAGCCAUCUGCGCUCCAAGCGAACAGUGGCAAGCCUUUGAUUUGGCCCUCUUGGUAACGGCCAAGUAUCUGGAGCAAAAGUACUUUGCUAGCUUCUUAAAAUCCCAAAUAUUUGAUAACUAUGUGAAUGAACUGAAGGUUAAAAGAGAUAACUACACCGCUCACUCCAACAUACAGCAAAAGUUGAGUCUGCGGAGAACUGGGAAAACUUCCAAUGCCCAGCAGCGUCAUCGCAAGACCCUAUCCAUGUCGGACUGCACGCACAUUUCGCAGCACAACACACUGCUCGCUUCGAUGGAUACGCUGCCAUCGAAAACGUCGAUCAGUCAGCAGUCUGGAAAUCUUAAUAUCGACGCCAGGCAGUUAACCAAUCCCCAACUACUGUGGCAGCGUCCUGUGGGUGCACUUAAAUUCGGAUUUGUUAACUCUUUAGGACGCUAUGAGCGGGACUUUGAGGCCGUGGAUGCAGUAACUCUCAAAUCACAACCAUGGUCACUGAGUGUCAGCGGAAACAAAAUCAAAAAUGCAAUGCGCAAGCUGGUGAAUCUGCCGGAGGAUAAUGUGCAAGAGGAGAUCGCCUGGCAAGUGGCCGAAAUGAUUGUCAAGGAUGUUACGAGUGUCACACUCAGUGGCAAGACAUCUCCGCUGGCCUAAUGUGCUUCACUAUUAUUGAAUUUAUUUCCCAUUUUAUUCUCAUUUUUAAAUUAUUAUUUUUACGCUCAAAUCAAUGCGAGAAUCUCCAUACAAUGUGCACAAAUGGAAGUCGCAAAAGAAGCUCUCUUAUACUACUCGUCUCUCUUAUGUACAAAAUAUGUUGAACAAAUCAAACAUUUUAUCUUAACUUAUUUUCGUUAAUGCUGUAGGCUUUGAAAGCUUAUUAACUGAAUUAUCGCUCGCUCAUUUGUUAUUUAAAGCAACAAAACCCAAAUCUCAAAUAUUAAGAUGAAGCUAAAUCGCUUUUGAGUCUACUUCAUUCCUCUAAACUAUGAUUUAUCAUUUGUAACAUAGAGUGUAUAUGAAUAUUUUUGCAUACUGAUUAUAACUACAAAGAAAAAUGUAUUGUUAUUAAUAAACUUUUUCUAUAAUCAA